AAUUGAAAUGCAGGGGGUUGACACAGUCAGGCAAAUGAAAACUUGUUGCUGCAGCAAAGAAACUUUCUUUGGGCUGUAGAUGAGAAUGCCUUGAUGAGGGAGGGGGAUUUCUCCACCCCAGCUCAACAGGCAUAUAGAUAUAUGUUAAGCAUGUUGUGGUUUUGUGAUUUUUGUCGUCAGUAUGCCAAGUCAGAACAUCAUCUAAAACAAUGGGAGUUAAAGAGUUAAUGUUCUGGUUCCAUGGACUAUCUUUUAUGGGCAUUUUGGGUCUUCGGAUGGGAGGAGAGGAGUGGCAUUCCUGGAGGACCUGGCGCGCAGAGGAAGAAAGGUGGAGGUCCUGGCAGGAUACCAGCUGCUCACUGUUUGCCGCUAAGAAAAGCACAUGCUUCCCCUGCAGUCUGCUAAAGACUACUUCGUGUACUAUCUCGUAUUUUGGAUACUCUUGUCUCUCUCAAUUUGUUUGAAUUUGUUAGAUAUAGUAAAUUACAGAUCCUCCUCAGAUCGUUGCCGUUGCUCACUAGCAAAAGAGAGACACAAUCUUUUCUGGGUGCAGUGGGCUUUUGGAGAAUGCAUGUUCCAAACUACAGCCUCAUUGUAAGCCCCCUUUAUUAUGUGACGCGAAUGAGAAAUGAGUUUACAUGGGGCCCUGAGCAGCAGCAGGCUUUUGAACAGAUUAAACAGGAGAUAGCCCAUUUCGUGGCCCAAGGGCCAGUACGGACAGGACAGGGUAUAAAGAACAUCCUCUAUACUGCUGCUGGAGAGAACAGUCCCACUUGGAGUUUGUGGCAAAGAGCCUCAGGAGAGACCCGAGUCUGACCCUUGGGAUUCUGGAAUCGAGCCCACAGGGGGUUGGAAGAGGGCUACACUGCAACUGAGAAGGUGAUCUUAGCCGCAUAUGAGGGGGUUCGGGCUGCUUCUGAAUUAGGCGGUACUGACACACAGCUCCUUCUGGCACCUCGACUGCCAGUGCUGAACUGGAUGUUUAAAGGAAAGGUUCCCUCCACCCAUCAUGCUACUGAUGCCACUUGGAGUAAGUGGAUUGCACUGAUUACACAACGAGCACGGAUGGGGAACCUCAGCCGUCCAGGAAUCCUAGAGGUCAUCAUGGACUGGCCUGAAGGUAAAAAGUUUGGAACACCACCAGGAGAAGAAGUAGCUCGUGCUAAAGAGGCCCCACCAUACAAUGAACUACCACAGAAUGAAAAGAAAUACGCCCUGUUCACAGAUGGAUUGUGUCGUAUUGUGGGAAACCAUUGCAGAUGGAAAUCUGCUGUGUGGAGCCCCACACGACAAGUUGCAGAGGCCACUGAAGGGAAAAGGGAAUCAAGCCAAUUUGCAGAGGUAAAGGCUGUCCAACUGGCCUUAGAUGUUGCUGAGCGGGAGAGGUGGCCAAUGCUUUAUCUCUACACUGACUCAUGGAUGGUAGCAAAUGCCUUAUGGGGGUGGUUACAGCAGUGGGAGCAAAAUAACUGGCAAAGAAGGGGUAAACCUAUUUGGGCUGCUGAACUGUGGAAAGACAUUGCUGCCCGAACAAAGACUAUAGUUGUGAAGUUGCGCCAUGUAGAUGCUCAUGUGCCCAAGAGUCGGGCUACUGAAGAACAGCAAAACAACCAUCAGGUAGACCGAGCUGCCAGAAUUGAAGUGGAUCAAAUAGACCUAGAUUGGCAGAACAAGGGUGAAUUAUUCCUAGCUCGGUGGGCCCAUGAGACCUCAGGUCAUCAAGGGAGAGAUGCAACAUACAAAUGGGCUAGAGAUCGAGGGGUGGACUUAACUAUGGAUGCCAUUGCACAGGUUAUUCAUAACUGUGAAACAUGUGCCAUCAUCAAACAAGCCAAGAGGAUGAAACCUCUCUGGGAGGAAGGGCGAUGGCAAAAGUACAAAUAUGGGGAGGCAUGGCAGGUUGAUUAUAUCACCUUGCCACGAUCUCGCAAUGGUAAGCAUUAUGUGCUUACUAUGGUGGAGGCAACCACUGGGUGGCUUGAAACAUAUGCAGUACCCCAUGCUACCGCCCGAAACACCAUACUGGGUCUCGAGAAACAAGUCCUGUGGCGACAUGGCACCCCGGAAAGGAUUGAGUCAGAUAAUCGGACUCAUUUCAAAAAUUCUCUUGUAAAUACUUGGGCCAAAGAUCAUGGCAUUGAGUGGAUUUACCAUAUUCCCUAUCAUGCACCAGCCUCUGGUAAAAUUGAACGAUACAAUGGAUUGUUAAAAACGAUGCUAAAAGCACUGGGUGGCGGAACAUUUAAGCACUGGGAGAAGCAUUUGGCAGAAGCUACCUGGUUAGUCAAUACCAGAGGAUCUAUCAAUCGUGAUGAUUCUAACCAAUCCAUUUCCCUACAUACCGUAGAGGGAGAUAAAGUCCCUGUUGUACAUGUAAAGAACAUGUUAGGAAAGGCAGUUUGGGUUCUUCCAGCUUCUGGAAAGGGCAAACCUCUCCGUGGUACAGUUUUUGCUCAGGGACCAGGAUCCACUUGGUGUGUAAUGCAGAAGAAUGGGGAUGUCCAAUGAGUACCACAAGGAAACUUGCUGCCGGGGGAGUGCAGUCAGUAAUUCUAUGUAUAGAUACAUAUAUAUAUAGCCAUGUGUGAGUAAUGCAUUUUAAUCAUUUUUUGUUUUUUUGUAUAUAUGUAUAUAUAUUUUAAGCAUGAUGUAACGAUGUAGAACAAGGGAUGGAAUGUCAUGGUUCUAUGUUUUUUUGUUUUUGGGUUUCAGUAUUCCACAUCAAAACAUCAUGUAGUGUACGGGGUAUUAAAGUGUCACUGCCCCAUUCCCAGGUACCUAUCCCUGUACAUUACAGCAGUCAAGGGAUCUGGCCCUUCCGGGUGGGGGAGCGCUGUCUUGCUGCCUUCCAGUGGGUGCUGGAGGGUGCUUUCCUAGCCGUUCCAAGCUUUUCAGGUUUGAAUCGGUCCCGGGAACUCUCUGUCUCUCAUCUUGUCUGAUUUAUUCAUCUCAAUUUCAAUUAAAUUGUACAUAUUGUGUUAUCUUGUAUUCCAAUAUUAUAGUAAAAUAAGUUUUCCUCCAUAGAUUGCUGCUGCUGUUCUUUUCACAGAAUCACAGAAUCACCCGGGUUGGAAGGGACCCCAAGGAUCAUGUAGUUCCAACCCCCCCUGCCUAGCAGGGCCACCAACAUACACAUUCAGAUCAGGUUGCCCAGGACCCCAUCCAACCUGGCCUUAAACACGUCCAAGGACGGGGCAUCCACAACCUCCCUGGGCAGCCCGUUCCAGGGCCUAACCACUCUCCUAGUAAAGAACUUCCCCCUAACAUCUAACCUAAGUCUUCCCUCCUUCAACUUAAAACCAUUUCCCCUAGUCCUGCUGUUGUCAGCCCUUUUGAAGAGUUUACUCCCCUCCUGGGUGUAGGUUCCCUUCAGGUAUUGAUAGGCUGCAAUGAGGUCACCCCGCAGCCUUCUCUUCUCCAGGCUGAACAAGCCCAACUCCCUCAGCCUGUCCUCAUAGGGGAGGUGCUCCAGCCCCCUGAUCAUCUUAGUCGCCCUCCUCUGGACCCUUUCCAAAAUCUCUAUGUCUUUCUUGUACUGAGGGCUCCACACCUGGACACAAUACUCCAGAUGGGGCCUCACAAGAGCCGUGUAGAGAGGGACAAUCACCUCCCUGUCCCUGCUGGCCACCCCUCUCCUGAUGGAGCCCAGGAUCCCAUUUGCCUUUCGAGCUGCCAGAGCGCACUGCUGGCUCAUAUUCAGUCUCUCGUCCAUCAGGACCCCCAGGUCCUUCUCUGCCGAGCUGCUCUCAAGGACCACUCCUCCCAGCCUGUACAGGUGCCUGGGGUUCUUCCGGCCCAAAUGCAAAAACUUGCACUUUGCCGUGUUGAACCUCAUCAGGUUCACCCGAGCCCAGCCCUCCAGCCUGUCGAGGUCCCUCUGAAUGGCAUCCCUUCCUUCCACCGUAUCAACCGCACCACUCAGCUUGGUGUCGUCAGCAAACUUGCUGAGGGUGCACUCAAUUCCCUCAUCGAUGUCAUUAAUAAAGAUGUUAAAGAGCACCGGUCCCAAGACAGACCCUUGGGGGACACCACUUGUUACCGGCCUCCACCUGGACAUAGAGCCAUUGACCACCACCCUCUGUCUGCGGCCUUUCAACCAAUUGCUUAUCCAUCGGGUCGUCCACCCAUCAAAUCCACUUCCCUCCAAUUUGGAGAUGAGGAUGUGGUGGGGGACCAUGUCAAAGGCCUUGCUCAGGUCCAGGUAAAUGACAUCGGUCGCCUUCCCUUCGUCCACCAAUGCCGUCACUCCAUCAUAGAAGGCCACAAGAUUAGUUAGGCAUGACCUUCCUUUGGUGAAGCCGUGCUGGCUGUCUCGGAUCACAUGCUCAUUCUUUAUGUGACCGAGCAUGUUGUCCAGGAGGAUCUGUUCCAUGAUCUUCCCAGGCACGGAGGUGAGACUCACCGGCCUGUAGUUCCCCGGGUCCUCCCUGCUCCCCUUCUUGUAUAUGGGAGUGACGUGACCCUUCCUCCAGUCGUCCGGGACCUCACCUGACAGCCACGACUUCUCAAAUAUGAUGGAGAGCGGCUCGGCAACCACCUCAGCCAGCUCCUUCAGGACCCUGGGAUGCACGCCAUCCGGCCCCAUAGACUUGUAUUCAUUCAGUCUAAGGAGGCACUCUCGGACUUGCUCUGCCCUUACAGUGGGGAGGGAUUUACCUCCUUGGUCCCCACAUAGAGGUUUGGGGAUGCAGGGUUCAGGGACGUGAAAAAGACUAGAAUCCUGGCCACCAGUGAAGACCGAGGUGAAGAACUCAUUCAGCACCUCGGCUUUCUCUUCAUCUGUUGAAGCCAGUUCUCCUUUUAAAUUUACCAAAGUAGGUACGCCCGUUUUGGCCUGUCUCUUCUGGGCAAUGUACCUGUAAAAGGUUUUCUUAUUGUUUUUCACGUCCCUUGCCAAGUUCAGUUCUGCCUGCGCCUUGGCUUCCCUGAUCCCACGUCUGCAAGUCCGGACGGCAUUCCUGUACUCUUCCCAGGUGACACAGCCUUGUUUCCAGAGCUUGUACACCCCUUUCUUCGCCCUCAGUUCUCUCAGCAGGUCCUUGCUGAGCCAUGCCGGUCUCCAUUCCUCUGAAUAAGAAAGUGGGCAGGCGAGGUAGGAAACCGGCAUGGCUCAGCAAGGACCUGCUGAGAGAACUGAGGGCGAAGAAAGGGGUGUACAAGCUCUGGAAACAAGGCUGUGUCACCUGGGAAGAGUACAGGAAUGCCGUCCGGACUUGCAGACGUGGGAUCAGGGAAGCCAAGGCGCAGGCAGAACUGAACUUGGCAAGGGACGUGAAAAACAAUAAGAAAACCUUCUACAGGUACAUUGCCCAGAAGAGACAGGCCAAAACGGGCGUACCUACUUUGGUAAAUUUAAAAGGAGAACUGGCUUCAACAGAUGAAGA
Lagopus muta (rock ptarmigan) is the source of this 5384-nucleotide messenger RNA. RefSeq lists its product as uncharacterized. The transcript has 2 exons. The coding region runs from base 979 to 2508 and encodes 509 amino acids. NCBI's taxonomy places the organism in Eukaryota, Metazoa, Chordata, Aves, Galliformes, Phasianidae. The record is from RefSeq and is a predicted model, not a curated record. Gene Ontology annotation, biological process: DNA integration. Gene Ontology annotation, molecular function: RNA-DNA hybrid ribonuclease activity; nucleic acid binding.